This is a messenger RNA of Drosophila subpulchrella, 1278 nucleotides long. Its product is annotated as RNA/RNP complex-1-interacting phosphatase. Bases 137 to 1186 code for a protein of 349 amino acids. Gene Ontology annotation, biological process: protein dephosphorylation. Gene Ontology annotation, molecular function: polynucleotide 5'-phosphatase activity; protein tyrosine/serine/threonine phosphatase activity. NCBI's taxonomy places the organism in Eukaryota, Metazoa, Arthropoda, Insecta, Diptera, Drosophilidae. The transcript is spliced from 7 exons. The record is from RefSeq and is a predicted model, not a curated record.
CAUAUGUUACUUUUGCGAGAUCUGGCAACUCUCGAAACAAGCAUUUUUAUUACAACACAUUAUCCGAAAUUUUUAACAAAAUUUUAAAAUUCCUGUUUGUAAUUGAGGUAGAAUUAGUUGGAAAACAGACUAAAUAAUGUCCAAAGCCAUACCAGAACGAUGGUUGAAUUAUAAACCUAUUGGCGAGCGUGUUCCUGGUACUCGCUUUAUAGCAUUCAAGGUGCCGCUGCAUCAGCAUGUCAACGCCAGAGUGGAGGAGCAUCUCCGCCUGGCGCCCGAAUCACUGCUGGAAUCUGUUCCCGAUCUGGGCCUCAUCAUCGACCUGACCAACACGAACCGAUACUACCAUCCCAGUGCCAUGAUCGACAACGAUGUGCGUCACCAGAAGCUGAUGAUACCCGGUAAACAGACGCCGUCACGAAAACUCGCCGAAAAAUUUUGUGAUUUUGUGGCCGACUUCCUUAAGAGCAAUGCGGAUAAUGACAAACUUAUUGGAGUCCACUGCACGCAUGGAGUAAAUCGAACUGGUUACCUGAUCUGUUACUUCAUGAUAUCCGUUAUGAAGAAGUCCCCCGAGGAGGCGAUAAAGAACUUUGCUGCAGCCCGUGGACACGAAAUCGAGCGACCGAAUUACUUGAAGUCCUUGAAUAAGCUUUCGGAUCAAGAGGCGAAUAAGAAUCGUUCUCUUUCAAAAGAGUCCAGUAUAGAGGACGGUCACAAUGGGUAUGGGUAUAACAGCAGAUACGACGCCAAUAGGGUAUAUAAAGCUUACCGUCAGCAAGAUAGCCACUACCAAAGAGGUGGAGGGUAUCACCAAAAAUCUUACUACAGAGACAAGAACUACAGAGCUCCUGACAGCAGUAACUGGCGAAGCGGAAAUUUCACAAAUUAUUCAAAUCAUUCAAGAAACAACCAGUGGAACCAUCAGGAUCAUCAAAGCUACUAUAAAAACAGCAGAGAUCACAGCACAGACUGGCGAAAGGUCAAUAAUUACAAGAAUGACUGGUCUUAUUCCCGCAACCAUCGACAGGGUCAAGAGUAUCACCAAGACCGGUAUCAAAACAAUAGAUCAGCAGGUGGCUAUCAUCAACAGAACUCGAGAGGCUAUAAACAGAAUCAUUAUCAAAAUUACCAACGAGACGAUACGAGAAGAAACAGCAGACGUAACUACGAGUAUGAGGAGUAGCUUUAUAGUUUGAAGUAAACAAUUUUAUAUUGUAGAAAAUCCCUAAACUAGAUUGUAAUAAAUUUCCAAUGGCACCUUGAGCAAUUUGUAAA